Cladocopium goreaui is the source of this 575-nucleotide messenger RNA. Lineage: Eukaryota; Dinophyceae; Suessiales; Symbiodiniaceae. The record is from the annotation of a GenBank genome assembly.
CCUGAGUCACUUUCAACCUCAAUAGAGCCAAGCAAAGCACAGCCCGGUCGCGCACCUGGGCGCUGCUUGUUUUUAGGCGAUGCUGCGAUGGUGCCCCAUCCUCCCAGUGCUUUUGGCUGCAGAGGAGCUGUUGCCCAAGUGUUCCAGCCCGCCAGGGGUCGUUGAGGACAUGGACGUUGAGAUGGUCUUGCUCCAGGUCGACAUGGUGCUCCCCAAGGACGUGGAUCGGACAGCUGCAGCCACAGCUCUGGGACAGUUCUGGGAGUCUCUAUGUCAUUUGCUGUGGGCAGCCUCGCAGGAGGUGACGGUCCAUCGAGUGCGAUGUGUCCUCCUCUUCUGCAUGCUGCUGGUCACAGCGCAGCUGUUCACCAUCAUGUGGCACGCCUCCCAGGCAACCAAGCGACCUCAGCCCAAACCCAGGACCCACACCUAUCAGCGGGGUUUGUGUUCACAGCCCAAAAGUGCAUUUAGCUGAGACCUGGGACGUACCUUUCCGAGCCGAACGGAAAAAAACAAGACGUGGCAUUAUGGCUGAGCUGCCCUGGAAAAUAGACUGGUGAUGCCUGCGAGUGAAG